This is a messenger RNA of Amphimedon queenslandica, 1269 nucleotides long. Its product is annotated as 28S ribosomal protein S5, mitochondrial-like. The transcript has a single exon. Gene Ontology annotation, cellular component: ribosome. Gene Ontology annotation, molecular function: structural constituent of ribosome; RNA binding. The record is from RefSeq and is a predicted model, not a curated record. Gene Ontology annotation, biological process: translation. The coding region runs from base 3 to 1172 and encodes 389 amino acids. Lineage: Eukaryota; Metazoa; Porifera; Demospongiae; Haplosclerida; Niphatidae.
GAAUGAGGGGCGGGGCUCAUACACGUGGAGUCGUAAACAAAAUGGCUAAUCUGCUACAGCUCUUUCGUUCCUUUACCAGCCGUUUACAUCUCCAGUUACCGCCACAGCAAAUCACGAAGAGAUUCUACGCUUCAAGAAACCCACUGGAGAGACGGACAGCAAAGGAGCUUUACGAUGCACUUACUGGGGGAAAAGGGGGAAGGAAAGGAAGAGGACAGAAAUGGGACAGGGUGGAAUGGGUCCAACUACCUAGGAAGAUACCUUUGGGUCGUGGAAGAACGGGCAAAAGAUGGCCUGGGCUAAGUUAUCCAUUACCUCCAGCAAAAGAGUCAACUGGCCCUUUACUUGAUAGUCAAAAGAAGCUCCUUGCUCCGGUUGAAUUAUCGGAGCAAACCGAGCAAGAAGGUCUAGAUGAUUUGGGCAUCAUCAGCAUCUCCGAUCUAAAGGGAGAGUACCGUUCUAAACGGAGCCUUCACGAAAUGAACUGGAGCAAGAAAGGUUGGAGUGGAAGGACUUGGAAAGGCCGCUACGUUGGCAUACCAGAGGCUGCUAAUGGGACUCCAAUGCCAGAUUUUCACUCGGUCAUUUUGGACAUGUACCGGGCACGCUGGAAGUGUUCAAUGGGGUCACAGUUUGCUAUACAAACCUCGGUGAUUGUUGGUAAUGGAAAGGGGAUGGUCGGGUUUGGCGUGGCACGCUCUAAGGACAUGCGUGGGUGUAUUCGCAGAGCAAAGAACAGGGCAGUGAAACAGCUAAGAUGUAUACCAAUAUGCGAAGGGCACACCAUCUUUCAUAAUAUCAAGUCCAAGUGUGUGAGGACGAGAGUACUCAUGGAGCGGAAGGAAAAAGGAUUUGGUUUAAGGUGUAAUCCCAAGUUACAGGCGGUCAUGCAGCUGAUCGGGAUCAAAGACAUACGCAUCAAACAACUUGGUAGUAACCACGUCGGCCAUCUUGUUCGUGCUACUUUGAGCGGACUCUUGGGACAAGAGACUUACGAGUCUUUGGCUAAUAAAACUGGCGAGUUUGUUGUGCAGUAUCGAACUGAAUAUAGUGGACGACCGCUAGUUGUUGGAGUCCCUUCAUCUACAGACGAGUCUUUUCUGAUCUGGCUGAGAGAUCAUCAGAUGCUUCACAGUGACUUGGAACAGAAAUUAUUUAAGAAUAAGCAGUAAUUAAUAAUUAUUUUAGUUAUUUUAGUAUGUAAUAUAGUGUAUUAAUAAUUAUCAUUUCAAUAUAAGUUUAUAUUUGUCAGUAUGGCUAAGCAAGCUA